Ceratotherium simum simum (southern white rhinoceros) is the source of this 1137-nucleotide messenger RNA. The record is from RefSeq and is a predicted model, not a curated record. Lineage: Eukaryota; Metazoa; Chordata; Mammalia; Perissodactyla; Rhinocerotidae.
AAUGGAAAGUUUCCAUGCCAAGGAAUUUCUUCUUCCUCCCUGAACUAAGAUUUUCUGAUAUCCUUCAAGGAACAAGAGCGGGGCUAGACACACAGUGUGUGCUAAGGAAAAAAUGUCUGGAUUGAAUUGAACCCCUGCAGAACGUGGACUAUUUAGAGGCACUGAGUUUGGCCUCUGAGUGAAUACUUGCCUUGGGUUGGCCCACUUAGCAGUGAACAGCAAUGGGCCAAAGGAGACACACCAAGUUUCACUGUGGCAAAUCAAAGACUUCAGGCACUAGCCUAGUUAAACUUGAGAAAGGAACCGUUGUUAAUAGUACUGAGAUUAAUGAUGCAGGCUGGCAAUCAAAAUUUGUUCUCAAGAACCUUCGGUAUUACACAGUCCAUCCAAAUUUGGCCCAGUACUAUGAGCCUUUGAAGCCCACUGCACUGCAGAAAUUCCUGGCUCGAAACAGGAAAAUCAAAAGCUUCAUGUUAAAAGUAACAGAGUAUGAUCAGGAUAAGACCUUACUGAUUAUGACCAACAACCCACUUCCCUGCCUGAUCCACCAGCAAGUCACACCAAAAUACUUUUCCAAGGAGUUACUGCUCAAGGUAAUGGAAAGUUGCCAUCAUCACAGACCGACUGAGAACUUCUGCCUGCCCCUGAUGUCUCAGAAAAAAAAGUUAAGAUCUGAGCUGAAACCAAUCUUCCCUGUGAUACUGUUGGAGGAUCCUACAUCGAAGCGAGAACAAUGGUUUAGGUUUUCCACCAACAACGAUUUCAAGAGUGAAGGGAAAUAUUCGAAGGUCUACGCUUUGAGGAAACAGAAAAAAAUGUACCCUCAGCUCAACUUUGCUCCAGUCAGUAAAAGAGAUAUGACGAAAGAUGUCUCCAAGAAGUCAAAGGGUGACAUGCCAACUUCCAAAAUGACUUGGGAACCACUAACCCUUUCAUCGCUCCUGGAAGAGAAGCCCACCAGAACUGUGCCAGGGGACAACGCCUUCCGCAAUGGAAGGGCCGAGCAGUGGAUUAUAAAAAAUGCCACUGUCGUUAAGUGAAAACCAAACCCCUCAGGCCUUUCGCCUCGGUCUCCAGAGACUGAGGGGCCUGCAGAACUUGCCAUCCAGGGCGUGCCAACCAAAUAAAAUCGCAUUC